GCCUAACCUGACGCGCGGCGCGCACGUGCAGAGUGAAAUUGCCCAAGACGUUCCUGGCGGUCAACCUCUCGGACGCGUUCACGUUCCAAGAGCGGCAGCAUCAGAGCGAGAACGAGGGGAAUGAGGGGGACGAGGUGGAGCAAAACGAGGAGGAGCAGAACGAGGAGAACGAGGGGCUCGAAAUGAAGCCGGCUGAGCAUGGAGGACAGACGCCGGCUGUGUCCGGAGUUGCGCAGGGCGUUGAGCCGGUCGGCACGACCACCAUCAAGGGGGAGGAUGUUGCCGGAGGAGGUUCGGCUGCCGACACGCCCACUACCACCACUACCACAGACUCGGCGGUCGAUACGACCACGGCUGCUGUGAUUGCCGAUAUCAUCACGACGUCUAAUGCAGCUGCUACGAAUAUGCCAGAUCCGUCGUCCAAGCCAGAGGGAGAAGGCAAAGGCGAAGACGAAAGCAAAGGCGGAGAUCAUGGUGGCGACGAAAAUUCGGCGCAUCAGGCUUGAUUUGCGUCUCUCAGAUGAAAGGACCACGGCCUCGGAUCCUAACGCCGACCGGUAUGGUCGUGGCCGGUCGCAUUAGUGGAGGAUGGCGAAGGGUGUGCCACUCCGAGAUGGCAACAGGGCCCAUCAUUUUGAGGGAGGUUCAUAGGACCUCCUUGUUCUCAGCCGCCAGGGUCGACGUCGGGUGGUCCUGAUGAAGCAGAUCCCCUGUCGCCUACCAGGAG
Molecule: messenger RNA, 727 nt
Organism: Thermothelomyces thermophilus ATCC 42464
Lineage: Eukaryota; Fungi; Ascomycota; Sordariomycetes; Sordariales; Chaetomiaceae
Exons: 1
Coding region: 183-506 (107 amino acids)
Source: RefSeq, a predicted model, not a curated record